This is a messenger RNA of Cynocephalus volans (Philippine flying lemur), 621 nucleotides long. Its product is annotated as large ribosomal subunit protein eL19-like. Lineage: Eukaryota; Metazoa; Chordata; Mammalia; Dermoptera; Cynocephalidae. The record is from RefSeq and is a predicted model, not a curated record. The transcript is spliced from 2 exons. Gene Ontology annotation, molecular function: RNA binding; structural constituent of ribosome. Bases 1 to 621 code for a protein of 206 amino acids. Gene Ontology annotation, biological process: translation. Gene Ontology annotation, cellular component: ribosome; cytosolic large ribosomal subunit.
AUGAAGUUACAGAGAAGACUUGCCUGCAGCAUCCUUCACUGUGGCAAAAAGAAGGUCUGGUUGGAUCCCAGCGAGACCGAUGAAACUGCUAAUGCCCACUCCAGUCAGCAGGUCUGGAAGCUGAUCGAAGGUGGGCUGAUCAUUUCCAAGCCUAUGACUGUCCAUUUCCAGGCUCAACGCUGGAAGAACACCUUGGCCUGCCAGAAGAUCAGUCUUAUGGGCAUAGAUAAGCUAAAGGGUACGGCCAAUGUGCAAAUGCUGGAGAAGGUAGCCUUGAUGAGGAGGAUAAGGAUUCUGCACCGGCUUCUCAGAAAACACCACGAAUCUAAGAUUGACUGCCACUUGCAUCACAGCCUGCAUUUGAUGAAGGGCAAUGUGUUCAAAAACAAGCAGAUUCUCACGGAACACAUUCACAAGCUGAAAGUAGACAAGGCUCACAAGAAGUUCCUGGCUGACCAGGCUGAGGCCCACAAGUCUAAGACCGAGGAAGCAUGCAAGCUCCCUGAAGAGCACCUCCAGGCCAAGAAGGAGAGCAUCAAGACUGUCCAAGAAAUAAAGGUCCCCCCGCCAUUGUUUGUACAUAGUGGCUUCAGUGACUACCUAGAUCAAUCAUUCAAAUAA